UGCCGUGCCGAGCCGGCUCGGCUAGCGGUUGACACAACAGACAGACGAUCAGACGAGGCUAGGAGUUGGUCCAUUUGGUCGGCUUUCCCUCGAAUAUCCGACGCGGAAGGCCCAACUAAGCCGCCACCAUGACGGCCAACGAGUGCUACCGCCCGCCCGUCGACGCGCAACUCCGCUACACCGUCCAGUGGUUCCACGAGUGGAGCGAGAUGCAGCGCGGCGACUUCCUGCCCGUCCUGGCCCAGAAGCUGGCCCCCGGUAGCUAUGUCAACGGGCUGCUGGCCGGCGUGGAAACCUUGUCCUGCAACGAGAACGGCCGGCCGCCCAGCCUUUUCCAGUGUCGUGUCAAGCUGUUCCGCGACUGGUUCGAGACGUGGAGCCCGGCGGAGCGCGAGCAGCUCCUGGGCCACAUCAAGAGCAUGGACCCAGCCUUCCACACCAAGAUCCAGGAGGAGCUGGAGGCUUUGGCCACGGGCUGCAGGCCCAAGCCAGAGAGGGACCAGGACGCCGACGAGGACGCCCCCGUCCUGGGAGGCGUCAACCACAACCACCAGGCUGCUGUGCAACCCGUUGAAGUGGAGGCAGAAGCUGAGGCGGAGGCCGUGGAAGAGAUCGAGGGCCCUGUCAAGGAUCCCAUCGAGGAUCCUGUUGAGGACGCAGUUGAGAAUCCUGUUGAAGUGACGGAGACAGUAGACGCAGAGCAGCAGGAAGAGGCCUCGCCUUCAGAAUAGACUGAGCUCUUUCAGAGGUUGUCGCUACAACCAGUUGAAGAUGUGCCACGUUUCUUCAGACAAGAUGGGUAGUGCUGAAGCUUCCAAGAGCUUAUGCAAACACUUUUAUCUGAAUGAACAAACAGUCUCUGUGAGAUAGAGGACGGUGCCUUUUUUACUUGUGAACUUUCCAAGCUAAAGUUUGUGGUAUUUUAUAACUUAUAUGAAGUUUAUAUUUAUUAUUUUCAGUGGAAAUAUGCUGUUGACUGACAACCUUUUAUUGCACUGUUCGUUCUCAUAUAUUUUUCCCAUUUAGGUGUUAGCAAUCAAUUUUAAGCUUUCUUUUUGUUUCUUUUUCAAUGUUGUUGAAGACAGUUGAUUUAUGAAAGGCAGAUUGAAGGGAUUUGAAGACAUUUAUUUAUUUAUUCUGUAUUGGUCAGUCAGUCAUACUUUACUCAUUUUUAUAAGUAUUAUAAUUUGAAUUAGCAAAUGGAGGAAUUAGUUGUUCUCUUCAUUAGUAGCUUUUUAAAACUGGCAGCUAUUGGGGAAAGAAAAGACUUAAGUUUGUUUGUUGCGUAGUUACUGAAAAUGACAGGAGUUGACGUUAGUCUUUAUUGCAUCACAUUAAUGUUAGAUAAAUGUCAACCUCAACCUUUUGUGCAUGGAAAAUUGUUCAUGUUUUUUGUGGAUAAUUUGUCUAUUCCUGUUUUCCUUUCUUCUUGUUUUGUCUUUUCUUGACCUUUAGAGACACAAUAGUUUUCCAGCUUACUGGAAAAUUUAUUUGUUUGUCUUUGAAUGGUUGUAUAUGUGGCAUACAUUCCAUAUUCUACAAAUAGAUUGUAUAUUAUUAUUCUCAAGAAUUAUUCUUAGGUUUUCUGUUGGAGCUGUGGCUCGGAACUGCAGACAGUGAAUUCACAAUUACUGUUUACAUUGAUUCAUUACCAUAGUAUCAUUCUGAUGCCAACUUUCAAACCAUUGAUCUGGAGGCUUUUUCUUUCAUGCUUUUCUUUGUUAAAAAAAAUUCCAUUUAACUAGUCAUGAAUCUAAUACUGCAGGUGAGAAUUUUCCAAGGAUGACAAAGAGAUUUUCUUGCCUAGAUCUGACAAUGUGUGUGAUAUAUACUUCCCUGUACUUGGACUUUCUCUUCAGUGUUAUUUUAAGCUUUGAUCGAAAAUGUAUUUUUGUAACCUUGAUAUCUUGACUCUCAGUAUUUGAGCUGAUAAAAAGUGAUGAGUGCAGGUAUUGUACUAUGAACUUUCCCUUGAUAGUUAUUUUUCAGCUAUGUAGAGUUGGUUCAGUAGUAUGGUAGAUAAGAUGCAUCAUAAAUACUUGUGGUAACAGUAUGUGAUACACUGCAUUCCUUUCAAGUGUCCAUCACACUUUUGUUAUGUUACUGAAACAUUUUUCCAGUAAUUACUAAUACAAAUGUUAGUCAUUAAUUCCGUUGGGUUGGGCUUGUUGCAUGAUUGGAUUCCAUUAUUUAACUAAAAUUUCCAUGUUUUUACUAAAAGAAGGGACAAAUACUCACCUUGUUUCUUGGUGAUACUUACCUAGCCAAUAAAUUAUUCUUAUCAAACAAACAA
Molecule: messenger RNA, 2293 nt
Organism: Thrips palmi
Lineage: Eukaryota; Metazoa; Arthropoda; Insecta; Thysanoptera; Thripidae
Exons: 2
Coding region: 129-731 (200 amino acids)
Source: RefSeq, a predicted model, not a curated record